Molecule: messenger RNA, 4354 nt
Organism: Acanthoscelides obtectus
Lineage: Eukaryota; Metazoa; Arthropoda; Insecta; Coleoptera; Chrysomelidae
Source: the annotation of a GenBank genome assembly
GUUAUGCUUCUUCGUCAGAUUAACCAGCAUGGAAUAAUACACCUAUAUGUGGGUUAUCUCAAUUUUUGGUAUUUUGUCAGUUAGAACACUUCGUGAGAAAGGCGACGAUAUGUUAGAUAAUUAAUAAAAACUAGUAAAAUCUUACGAAUUUCGUACGUGAUGUAACCAAAACUUUGUGGUCAAUUCUUGGACUGUUACUGGUUUACAAAAAAAAACAGCGAUCUUUGUUUGGUGAUUCGUUCAUAGAUGGCUCGACAUCCGCCCCGGAUCCGUGCGUUUUCCUUAAAGCUGACAUUGCAUUACUGAGGCUGUGUUGCCGUACUGACAUAAAAUGUUUUGAAAACGAUACACUGAUACUGAGUUGACUGGAGUUUAUUCAGUUCACGGUUUUUGGUGGUCUUAAGGUCAGGCUAUCUACAAAACUGGAAACCAUGUCAAAUAGACCGAUGAUUGGUGAAUAAGCAAAUUGAGCUUGAAAAAAACUUAAAGACAAGCUGACAUGCCUUUUUUCUUACUAAACUAAAUUACGUAAUAUUCCAUGAAGGGUCCAAAAAGUUGAAUAGCUAUGUGAUGAGAAUAACUUCUGUUUACAUAACCUGGAGGGCACUCACAAAAAGUGUGAUUUAUAACAUUAUCGAAUGAAAAAUAUAUUUCGUAGGCUGCAAACGGAUGAUAAAUAUUCCUAGUAUGAAUAAUUGUCCGAACAAAGGUAAAUUUGAACAAAAAAUGUUUUCACUGCUAGUGAUGGUCAAAUAACUCAUCCAAAAAGGAUUGUCUAUCUGGCGACGCCGCAUUUACUCUGUGUAUUCAAAAACUUACGGGACUAUUUAUUUCAAGAACAUACAGUAAGCGCUCUCUAUAGCACAACGGCUGAAGUCGGUAGACUGAUGUCUUGUCGACCGACUGUAGUAGUUUCAUUAUGUUGACGCGAACGCGAGGCGUGCAAACCAGUGAUAGAAGUUAACGUCUUAAGACCUGUUGUCACGAUCUUUAAAAUGGAACAAAGAGCGACAAUUAAAUUUUGCUUUAAGUGCGGAAAAAAUGCAUCAGAAACAUUGUGUGCGAUCAUUACUAGCUGCGAAUCGGCGAUUAAAGAUUAAUCUUUUAGCUGACGAAUUUGGAAUUAGUGUAGGUAGCGUCCACCAUAUCAUACACGAAGUAUUGGGUAAGAAAAAUGUGUGUGCAAAGUUUGCUCCGCAUUUUUCAACACCCGUACAAAAGGAUGCGUGUUAACACUUCACAAAAUUUUGUGGAAUGGGCUGACAACAACUCCAGUUUUUUGCAAAAUAUUUUCACGGGUGAUGAGUUGUGGCGGUUUCAUUCCGACCCCUCCACGAUACGCCAAACAGCUGAAUGGAGAGAUCGGGGGCAGGACGGCCAAUCAAGGUGCGUGCUGUGAAGGCUAAAAUGAAAACCAUAUUGAUUGCGUUUUUUGACUCGCGAGGAAUUAUACACCGGGAAUUCUUGUCUCCUAGCCAGACAAUGAUUGGGACCGUCUACAAAGAGGCGUUCAAGCAUCUGCUGGAUCGCAUUCGUCGAGUACGAAGAGAAAUAUGGGACGCCGGUGAAUGGUUUUUGCUGCACGAUAGUACGCCAUCACAUACCUCUCAUUGUUAAGCAGUUAUUGGCGAAAAAAGAGAUUACUAUGCUCGAACACGGUGCCGACUCACCUGAUCUCGCUGUUUCCUAAACUGAAAGCGGCAUUAAAGGUGAACGUUUUGAAGAUAUCGAAUCGAUUCAUCAAAACGUGAUGGCAUUCUUGAAGAGAAUUCUUACGGAGGACUUUGAGCAGGUAUUCCAUAGCUUGUACGAACGUUCUUUCUAAGAAAUGUAUAGAGUGGGAGAGGAGUGAUGUAUGUAGAAAACCAAAUUAGUAAAUUAUUUUUUUCCAUCGUUUACUAUUUUUUUGUUGUUAUCCCGGAACUUUUUGAAUAAUGACCAUAUAAGAACAGCACAAGCAUGUGCAUUGUACACCAACAGCUGUUUUGUGGACGCCAUGUGUUGUGGUUACAUUUCUUAUCUCUCUUUGAUUUAUUCACCUUGUCUAAUUGUCUUCUCUUGCUACAACUACUUUUUGGUGUUGGAGUGCUAAGUCUCGAACUAAGUUUACUUCAAUAUUCUUGAGAAAGAUCAUGAUGGUACUCAGAGAAGUAGACCUAAUAAUUAUGGGUGCCAGAUGGACAGGGUGUUUUGAUUAUUGUGUUUAUAUUUAAUAAACCUUAACAUAUCUGUUAUAUCUUAGGUAUGUGACGUUAUCGGAGUCCUUUCCGUCCGACCAUGUUAAACAACGAAUCUACCUGGUGAAGUAUGAAAAAAUUGAUGACGUCCGGUGGUACUUUUGUGGUUUAUCAGCAAAAUGUAAUAAGAAAUUUAAAAAACCCUCCGACCUUAUUAGGCACAUUCGAGUACAUACUAGGGAUAAACCCUUCAAGUGUUCACAGUGUGGUGCCUCCUUCACGGUGAAAUCCUCUCUUGAAUACCAUAUGAGAGCACAUUCAUACAGUCUUUUGAAAAAGUCGCUCAAAAACAAACCGAAGAAAUCAAAAUUCGAUAUCAUUGUUUGUACUUUGUGUGGUAAACACUUGUCUGAACUUGGACAGUUGAAUCGCCAUAUAGCUAUGGAACAUAGUAAAAAGCACAAGAAACCUCUUAGCAGGGAGAACAAUCCUAAAGAAGCUACUAUCGAAAUACAAGCAUUAAACAGCAACGAUUCUAAAGAAUUUAGGACAAAUUCUCAUUCUGGUGACCCAUUUAUUAUUUUAAACAUGAAUGAUGAUAACAAUGCCACGUUGAACAACGAUGACAUUUUUAUCGAUAUGGGAAACUUGAAGCUGCUUCAAAAUUACACUGAAACUGGUGCAUGUGAGAAAGAAGCCCCAGCAAACUUGUCCAAAACCAACGUUGUCAAUGUUCCUGUGUUACAAACGGUGCAGCAUAUUCCUGAUUCUGCCGAUAAGGGCAUCUUAGAUGUGACAGCUAUGGACAAUGCCGAAAUCAUAUGCAUUGGUAGCGAAGGAAAUAUUUACUGUUUAGAUACUUUUCAGGCUCCCGAAAGCAGUACUAAUAUAAAUAAACUAGUAGAUACUGUUAUUUUGGAAGAUUCAUUAUUGAAAGUAUCAGACAAUUCGCAGAAAAAUGGGGCAUCAGAAAUAAAAUUAGAGACAUCAGAAAAUAUAGAAAAUGAAGAAAUAUCUAUUAAAGAUGAAUUCAUAGAGCCGAAGAAAGCUGAAAAAUCUAAAGGACCUAUAAAAGUCUGUUCGUUCUGUUCAAAGACCUUCAAAAAACCGUCAGAUUUGGAGCGGCAUAUGAGAACCCAUACGGGUGAACGGCCAUAUUCCUGCACUUUGUGUGAUAAAUCGUUUAAACUAAAAUCUACAUUAAACACCCAUGCUAAAAGACAUGAUUUAGUUAAUAAUAAAGUUACUUGUGCUGUUUGUGGAUCAUUCCUCUCUUCAGAAUCCAGUCUCAAAGUUCACAUGAGCAUACACACUGGUCAGAAACCAUACAAAUGUUCGUUCUGCGACAAGGCAUUUCGUACAAUGAGCAACAAAAAAUCCCAUGAGAAUCUGAGUCAUAUGAAUACCAAGAAAAAACCGGAUAAAGAGGGAAAAACUAAAACCACAUCGAAAGCUGUCAGUAUUUUGGAGACAGUAACAAUGGAGCUCUUAAGUGGAGUAGAGACUGAGGGCAGGCAAGAAAGCAUAGGGAUUUCGGAUGUUCAAGGAAAAAUUACCGAGGAGUUGACACAUAGUCCAGCUCAAUCGAUAGUAGAUCCAAUAACAUCAACCUUUGAUCUGCCUAACCAACAGAGCAUUCUUUUGGACACAGCAAAAAGCGAUUUGUUGCCUCAGUAUCAUCUGAUACCAUUCAACGACGUCACUCUGUUAGACUUGGAUGUCCAUGGAGAUUUCCAGGUGGUCACCCUUCCCAAAGAGGACGAUCUAAUUCAGACAGAAUUAUCUGUCAUUAAACAGACACCUGUCAGUGCCAAACCGGAAUGUACGACCUGUGGUAAAACGUAUGCAUCGAGAACUGCUUUGAAACGCCACCAGAGAAAGGUGCAUGAAAGAAAAAAGGCAAAACUCAAAAGUGGCGUGAAUAGACCGUUCGGAUGCCCGAAGUGUGCGAAUAGUUUUGCGUUGGAGCAGGGACUGAAGACGCAUUUGAAGAGGAUACACGGUGAUACAGUGAUUUCGGAUGAAACAUUCCAAGCAUUGUUAGAUAUGGGUCUUACCUUCCAGAAGGAUUGCUGAUUAAAAUUACUGUUUCAAUAUGAAAAGCUAACUGUUAGGUGUUUAUUAUUUUAGAAUAUAUGUACGUCUUGAGAUGAAUAUAACAUUUUAUGCGAUAUUGG